UUUGCGAUCGAUUUUGGCCGAUUCCAAUCAGAUCUGAAUCGAAAUCGGCAGGGAUCGAUUCCUGUUUAUAAAACCCUGCUCACUCUCAGGGUUUAUGUUGCAAAUAGCAAUGGCGUUUCGCUCGUAAAUUCUUCUCACUCUCUCAUCGAUCGAUCAAUCGCUCUUCGUCUCUUCGAAAUGGAAAAUAUGAAACGGAUGGUGAGCCAAAUAGCUUACACCCAUUGCCGAGAUUUCUCCAACCUUCCCUCCUUACAACGCUCUCUCAUCCCUUUCCUCUCCUUCACAUCAUCUCUCUACCGUUUUCUUCUCUCCAUCCGCCACCAACUCUACCAAUUGGGCUUCUUCCGGAAGCACAGGUUGCCGGUUCCGGUCGUUAGCGUUGGCAAUUUGACCUGGGGUGGCAAUGGGAAGACGCCCAUGGUUGAAUUCAUCUCUCUUUGCUUCGCUCAAGCUGGAAUUUCCCCUCUCAUCCUUACCAGGGGUUAUGGUGGUGGUGAUGAAGCUAAAAUGCUUCAAAGGCAUCUCCUUCAGACCCCAGCAAAGAUUGGUGUUGGUGCUAACAGGGUUCGCACGGCUGCUUGGUUUUUCAAACGUUAUGGUUACACCAAUCCCCGUAGUAGUGGCAGGGCAGUGUUCCCCCAGGAACACAGUACUGCCUAUGGCGAUGAAGUAGACAUGAGCUUCGACUCUGAUAAAAUUGGAGCUGUAAUUCUCGAUGAUGGAAUGCAGCAUUGGAGCUUAGAGCGGGACCUGGAAAUUCUGAUGGUAAAUGGGAUGAUGCCAUGGGGAAAUGGCCAUCUAGUUCCACUGGGACCUCUGAGGGAACCCUUGACAGAAAUUAAUAGAGCAGAUGUUGCUGUUGUCCAUCAUGCUGACAUGGUAUCUGAUAAAGAUCUCAAAGAUCUCGUGUUAAUGAUGCAAGAAAUCAAGGAAAAUCUUCCUAUCUACUUCACCAGAUUGGCUCCUUCACACUUCUUUGAAGUGAAAAACCGCUAUUCCAAACACCCGAUUGAGGUUGUGUGUGGAAUGGUAGUAUUAUGUGUUUCUGCAAUUGGUUUUGCUAAUGCUUUCAUACAAGCGAUAGCAAAGAUGGGACCUUUAUAUGUUGAUCGACUAGACUUCAAUGACCAUCAUUUAUUUGAAGCCAAGGAUACUCUGAUGAUCAGAGAGAGACUUAAAAAACUUCAGGAUGAGUUUGAUACCAAGCCAAUUGUUGUGAUGACAGAGAAGGAUUAUGAUCGGGAUCCAAAGUUUCUAAAAGAGCUGGCUCCUUUUGAAGUUUUGGUACUUUGUUCCCAAUUACAUAUCGUGUCUUCAUUGGUACACACAGAGAAAAACUUCAAGAAACUGUUGAAGCGGCUUUUGGAGACGAACUCUGUGUGAGGUAAACAACUCCCUACCUGCGUUUCCCGGAGUAAUGAGGAUGUACUAGGCAGUCCUGGUAUGAACAGACAGUUAAUAUGGGCCUCUACCAUCACAAAUCAACUCAAAGAAUUCAAUUUGCGGGCAAUACUUAGAAAUUUCAUCUUCGUUAUGUUAACUAAGUCCAACAUUUGGGGGCUAUGCACAGAAUCUUGAAAGGUUAAAGUAAAUACCCCUAGAGUUGAUAAAGUUGAACCAGUGGAGGAAUGAGCUGCUUGAUUGGGUUGCAUGAAACCUUUUCCUUUUGAUUGCAUCAGGAGCAAAGAAAAGCUACAUCCAAUUGUACCAGCUCUAGAAAGAACUGAGAGUUGACUUGUGGAUGCCAAAGAAGAUCUCUUUGUUAGCAGAUGGGUCAUUUUUAUAAUUAAAAAAAAAAAAGUACUCUCUGAGGGUGUCAAGUUAUCUAAUGUCUCAAUUACUCAGGCUCCUUCACCUGUGUGCAAAGAAAUGGAAAUGAUUAUCUGGAAGUUCUUGUGUGAUGGAUGGGAAUUGAAAAGUAAAAUUCAAAUUCAACCAAGUGCUUUGGAAGUAGGUUUGCAAGCAAAGGAGACAAAGUCCAUGAAACGGAAAAACAAGGCCUUUCGAUUUGAUCCGAUCCAAUUUUGUUGUGUGAUGGGUCAUGAGCCCACUUUUGGGAGGUGAAUGGCAUGGAGAGGGAGUUACAUGAAUCAGUGAGGCUGUAGCGAUUGGUUACUCAAAAAAAAAAAAAAAAUGUUGGGUAAACCAAUAUUAUAACAAAGGGAAAAGUCCCUCUUGAGCAAGCAGUGUUUGUUACGCCAAUGCUCUCUCUCUCUCUCCCUCCUGACAUUCUCUUUCCUCUCCACCCCCAUUGACAAACUGUGUUACCUGCUCCCAUUGGCUGGAUUCCCCACCCCUUCGGCUCAGAGAACCCUUUCACCUAUAACAAAAUGAACCAGGCUAGCGUGGAGCCCGUCUUCUAAAGGAAUGUACAUCAUAGAAAUCAAGGAUUGUAUUAAUCUUAAAAGCAGUUACACAGUUGAUUUCUUGAUGUCAGUUCACAGAAGUAAAGAAUUUAGAAAGAUGCCAAAGGCAGUUUAUGGUGAAAUCCUACAGGUGGGAGUUUAUGCCUGGAGGCAUUCUUUUGCAGAUUAUUUAACUCUGGAGCAGUUUAGCGAAGAGACUUCAAGUUAGUCUGCUAGUGCUAUUUUUUCUGCUUGUCACUGGUUCUUGUGAUAUGAAGAGUUCAGCAUUUUAUGGAACUAGUGAACUAUCUCUAAGGUUAUGGUUGUUGUUGUUGUUGAACUGUCUCUGUUACUGUUUGAAAACAGUUCGCAGCAUCUGAAGUGAAGUGCUGGUUUAACAUCAUUUUUGAGUAUUUUGUCAACUCCGAAGGUACAAUCAUGUAUCAGCAAAAGUGUUCCCAUUGAUAGUACCCUGUGGAUUUUUCUUUCAAUUGAGAACCUGAGAACUAGGGGAAGGGAGGAGGAGAGGGGAGCAUUUUAUGAUGACAAGGCUUCAAGCAUCUCUGAAAUAUGUGCAAAUAGAUGUGUAUUUGUGGAUCUUGAGCAAGCAGUUUUAGGGAAGCCAGAUGAGAAUUUUUGGACAUUGACAAGGUCUUGUGAGGAACUGAUUGGUGGUCCAUGCUAGAGACCUAUCUUACAAUGAAAUUUUUGUGUAAAGCUUAUGCCUUCACAAUGAAAUUUGGGCUUAGAAUUGAUUUGAUGUAAAUAUGCUAAACAUCCAAACUUAUUACAGAUUCUC
Macadamia integrifolia is the source of this 3144-nucleotide messenger RNA. RefSeq names its product probable tetraacyldisaccharide 4'-kinase, mitochondrial. NCBI's taxonomy places the organism in Eukaryota, Viridiplantae, Streptophyta, Magnoliopsida, Proteales, Proteaceae. Gene Ontology annotation, biological process: lipid A biosynthetic process. The coding region runs from base 178 to 1383 and encodes 401 amino acids. The transcript is spliced from 8 exons. Gene Ontology annotation, molecular function: lipid-A 4'-kinase activity; ATP binding. The record is from RefSeq and is a predicted model, not a curated record.